Messenger RNA from Symbiodinium necroappetens, 1757 nucleotides. NCBI's taxonomy places the organism in Eukaryota, Dinophyceae, Suessiales, Symbiodiniaceae. The record is from the annotation of a GenBank genome assembly.
AUGGCCUGCCUCUGCCUGCCAAUGAAGAUGCAGGCCUCCAUGCAGCAGCUGCAGCUGAAGGAAGCUGCCGCCGCUGCCGCCGAAGCCGAGCAGUCGUGCUCAGAGCCCUUUGCCCAGACCAAGAAGGCCCAAGAAGGCGCCCAAAGGGAGACAGACAUAGACAUGUAUGGCACGGCACGGUGUCUACAGGAGCGCGAAGAGCAGAAUGGAUUAUCUGAGCAUUCCUUUGCCAUUGCCGUGACGCAUGGCUUCGACGGCGUCGUCUCCCUAGGUGCUUGCUCCGUUGAAGAUUCCCAUGCAGGGUCGCUUGCUACUCUGGAGACGGAUGGCAGCGUGCCCACACAGGGCCUCACUGACCCCGGCGAAGCAUCCUCGCUGCUUGCGGAAAGCGAGCGCGAGAUCGCUGCGCUUGACACCUCCAACAUCCCCCAGGCGAUCGAAAGACGUUUCGGAGUAGGGGCCGCCGCGCUGACAAGCGUGGUCGUGGCCUCCUUGAUCUUCUUGAGAUCCAAAAUGAGACCUUCGAGUUCGUCGCAAAGCCUCCUUGUUCUACUUUGCGCGGCGGUUCUGUUUAUGGCGGUGCCUUCUGAAGGCACUGCCACCGCCGUUUAUGUGACGGAUGGUGCGGGCGCAGCUGUAUUGGAUGAUGGACGGCUGGUGACCUGGGGCGAUGCAGGCUAUGGAGGCGACUCCUCGUCCGUGGCAUCUCAACUGACAAAUGUUCAAGAGGUGGUCACCACUUCAAGGGCAUUUGGGGCCCGGAAAAGCGAUGGCAGCGUCGUUGUUUGGGGUGAUUCCGGCUAUGCUGGCGACGCAAGCUCACUCGCUGCACCACUGUCAAGUGGCGUGACCAAGAUCGUGUCUGGUUUCUUCGCCAUGGCCGCGCUAAAGUCUGAUGGUAGUGUCGUUGCCUGGGGCAAUUCCGGUUUUGGUGGUGACACCAGCUCUGUUGCUGCCCAGCUAACCUCGGGCUGCGUGGGUUUGUACUCGAACAAGCACGCCUUCGUAGUGCUGAAGAGCGACGGAUCAGCGGUAACCUGGGGUAGCGGUGCCGGAUUGACAUCACCAGAAGACAUCACAUCGCUCAUCGACUCCACGGUAACUGAGAUCCUAGGAUCUCAUCAUGCCUUUGCUGCAUUGCGGGCCGAUGGAAGAGUGGUCACCUGGGGCGACGUGAAUACCGGGGGCGACUCCAGGAUGCUUUCUUCACAGCUCUCCUCUGGUGUCAUGAGCCUUCAUGGAGGUUCCAUGCAGUUUGCCGCGUUGAAGUCCGAUGGCACAGCAUUGGUGUGGGGCAUGGGGCCUGGGGGGAGUACUUGGGGCGAAGCCUUCUCGUCAGCCAAGAGCUUUGCUUUCUCCCAUACGGCCGUGGCCAUUGUGUUCACGGAUGGCACAGUGGCCUCCCGCGGAAAUACUAAUGAUCAGUAUGGCGCGGAUUCGAGCGCGGUCUCAGCACAGUUGACGGAUGUGGAUCGCAUCUAUGGCGGCUGGCAUGCCAGUGCCUUCAUCGCAGUCAAAAGCAAUGGAGAUGCAGUUGUAUGGGGGCAUCCUACUCGUGGUGGGGAUGCAUCCGGAGUGGAUCUCUGUUGCGUCCAAGCAGGCUUUGGUGGCUUCGAUGCCACGGCAAUACUCAAAACGGACGGCAGCGUCGUGGCCUUCGGAGAAUCGGCCAACGGUGGAAACACUCAGCAUCCGAACUCCGCGACAGACGUGACCUCGGGGGUGACGACCAUUGCUAUUCCGCCUCGAGAUGGCGA